AUGUUCCUAAUGAGGAGAGCUUCAUUUCUUGCUACUCUUUUUGUACUCGGCUGCUCUGCCCAGAAUCGACCAGAUCCUCAAGCCUUCAUCAAUGGAAGAGCAUGGAUGAUUGAUGAAACCAAUUUUCCAAAACAUUAUGCUCGCUUUCCUCCAAACGACAAGAUACAUCACAAGAAGGGUGCGUUAUCCUACUAUGUUUUGAACAAUGAGAAGAAGGUUCUAUAUGUACCCAAUUUUGUGAAUGAGACGGUUGCGCAUGAUAUCCAAUUGUUUUGCAUCGAAGGGAAACGAUUUACCGACAGCCGAAUCCGAGGAACCACCAGUGAUGGAAGCAAUGUUGAAAAGAAUGAUCAUCGAACGAGUGAAUCUUGUCCGUUGGUUCCAGCAGCUGCCUACCUCUCGAAUCCUCGCUUCCAAGAAAUGUUGGAGCAAGACCCAUUGCCACCACAGGUAGCUCAGGUGGCCCGUGAAGUAGAUGUAUCUUGGGAUAUUGCAGUUCGAUCGUCGGAAUUGUUGGGGGUAAAUCCCCACUUGGUGGAAUCCUUGCAAGUGGUCCGAUACACUAGUCCAGAUGCCGAAUACAAAUUGCACCACGACCAUGGAGGUUACUAUGGAAAAAGUAGUGAACACCGAUCUUGGACCAUGCUAAUAUUCUUGAACGAUGUGGAAAAUGCUGGGGGUCAUACGUCCUUCCCCAAGCUGAAUUUAGAAGUUGUCCCACGAGGAGGCGAUGCCUUGGUAUGGUCCAAUACGAUCGACUCCAAAGUGGACGAGGACAUGGUGCAUGCUGGAAAGCCUCCUUCCAAGGCGGGAGUCGAGAAGUAUGCUGUCAAUGUUUGGUUUGGGGAAGAAUCCUUUGAAAAUCGUAUAAAAGAGGGGCAAACGUGGUCAUAG
This is a messenger RNA of Cylindrotheca closterium, 894 nucleotides long. Lineage: Eukaryota; Bacillariophyta; Bacillariophyceae; Bacillariales; Bacillariaceae. The record is from the annotation of a GenBank genome assembly.